Drosophila bipectinata is the source of this 1370-nucleotide messenger RNA. RefSeq lists its product as uncharacterized. The record is from RefSeq and is a predicted model, not a curated record. Lineage: Eukaryota; Metazoa; Arthropoda; Insecta; Diptera; Drosophilidae.
CAGUUUUCGCAGUCAGUAGACAGAAGGCAGAAGCCAGACAGUAGACGGUGGAUUCCGUUCCCCUUCGGCAGAAUUCAAGUUUAAGCCCGGCUCAGACAAUCGACUCGACUCGACCACUGGAGUUCAGUUUGAGGCGAAAACGCGUCGCGACAACAACGAACCACCGGCCGCUUACACUUAACCGACAUAAUAAUAAAAUCGCCAGGCAUCUACCGACAGGUGCGCAAUAUGUUUAUCUUACUCGGAGUACUCUGUCUGCUGCAGAUGGUCAGCUUGGUGCCAGCCCAGCUGAUUACCCUGCGCGACGGCAAGGUGGGCGUUAAUUUUGCCGGCUACCAUGCGGAUGCCGGACUCGGAGGACUCCUAACCGGAAACUCGGCCCACGGCGGACUCAGCGCCUCCGCCGGAACACCAUGGGGCUCGCGGGCAGCCGCCGGCCUAGGCGGCAAUCUCGAUGGACGCACUGCUGGAGUGGGCUAUGCUGCUGCCCAGGCUAAUCCCUCGGUGGGAGCCAGUGCUCUGUUGGGCGGCAGUGUCGGCGAACAUGGCUAUAUCGGAGCCGAGGCCCACAGUCCCGGCAAGACGCUGAUUUCCUCCUCCCAGCACACUGUUCAGCCGGCACCUGCUUCGCCCACAUCUGCCCCGGCCCAGGGACCCGGACUGCCCACCGUUCGCUCUUACAUUCAGAAGGUUAAGCCUCCAAAGAAGUACUCGCUGAUCAGCCAGGAUCCGGACCGCAGCGAAAUCAUUGAAAAUCAUGUUAAAACGGCCGCAGAUUCCGAUGCGGCGGGUAAACACGAGCCCCCAAGCCUGAUAAUUGUCAAGCGGCCACGCCUACGCGUUAAACGCCCACGCCAACGCCAACGUACCGUAUACGUGAUGCAUCAGCAGCAGCCACAGCAACAACAACUCAUUCCGGAAACAGAGGAAGUGGAAGUGGCGGAAGGGGAUGCAGAGGCGCGACAAGAACAGUCGCCGGUUGAGGCGCCAGUGAAGAGCGAGGCCAAGGCGGUGCAGACCCACAAAUACAAGGCUGCCCAGCGGCAGCAGCCAGCGAACCAUCCGUUCAUCGCCCCUCAGGCUCAGGGGCCUGUCGGUCUAGCCCUCGAUAUCCCCAUCGGUAUCCUUCGCUCCUUGCAGCAAUCAAUUGGCGCCCUAACAGGCGGAGGUCCCCAGCAACCCCAGGCCGCGGCUCCUCUGGGCUAGCCUGCAAUUAGCUUGAAAACGUUUAUAAGAAAUAAUCUAGCUUCAGUAUUUUUAAGCUACUUUUUAUAAAAAAAAAAACAAAACACCAGGUGAAAAAAUAUUGGACUUUUUAAGCCCAGACAAAAUUGAUUAUGUGGAAAUAAAAUAGUUUUUUUCAUAAAUAA